UGCGCGGUUAGGACCGCGUCCGCCGCCUCCCUCCCUCCUUCCCACCCCGAAAUUACCCUCUGCAAGGCGGGACGUCCUCACCGGACUCUAAGAGGAGGCGUCCUAGGAAGAGCAGCGGCUUGGGGGCAUGGAAUCCACAGCGCCAACCGGUCAGGCCCGGGCUGCGGCCACCAAACUCUCCGAAGCGGUGGGCACGGCGCUGCAAGAGCCCCAGAGACAGCGGCGCCUGGUGCUGGUCAUCGUGUGCGUGGCCCUGUUACUGGACAACAUGUUGUACAUGGUCAUCGUACCUAUCGUGCCCGACUACAUCGCCCACAUGCGCGGGGGCAGCGAGAGCCCCACCUUGGUCUCGGAGGUGUGGGAACCCACCUUGCCGCCGCCCCCCGCUACGGCUAAUGCCAGCUCCGACUUCGCCAACACCUCGGCGUCCCCGACGACGGCGGCGGGGCCAGCCCGGUCCAUCCUACGACCCCGCUACCCGACGGAGAGUGAAGACGUAAAGAUAGGGGUGCUCUUUGCCUCCAAAGCCAUCCUGCAGCUGUUGGUGAACCCCUUGAGCGGGCCCUUCAUCGACCGCAUGAGCUACGACGUGCCCCUGCUUAUUGGCCUGGGCGUCAUGUUCGCCUCCACAGUCAUGUUCGCCUUCGCGGAGGACUAUGCCACCCUCUUCGCCGCCCGCAGCCUGCAGGGCCUGGGCUCGGCCUUCGCCGACACGUCUGGCAUCGCCAUGAUAGCGGACAAGUAUCCGGAGGAGCCCGAGCGCAGUCGCGCCCUGGGCGUGGCGCUGGCCUUCAUCAGUUUCGGAAGCCUCGUGGCACCUCCCUUCGGGGGCAUCCUCUACGAGUUCGCGGGCAAGCGCGUGCCCUUCCUCGUGCUGGCCGCCGUGUCGCUCUUCGACGCGCUGUUGCUGCUGGCCGUGGCCAAACCCUUCUCGGCCGCGGCCCGGGCGCGGGCCAACCUGCCCGUGGGCACGCCUAUCCAUCGUCUGAUGCUGGACCCUUACAUCGCGGUGGUGGCCGGCGCGCUCACCACCUGUAACAUUCCCCUCGCCUUCCUCGAACCCACCAUCGCCACGUGGAUGAAGCACACGAUGGCCGCCUCCGAGUGGGAGAUGGGCAUGGCCUGGCUGCCGGCUUUCGUGCCGCACGUGCUGGGCGUCUAUCUCACCGUGCGCCUGGCGGCGCGCUACCCGCACCUGCAGUGGCUGUACGGAGCCAUCGGGCUGGCGGUGAUCGGGGCCAGCUCGUGCAUCGUGCCCGCCUGCCGCUCCUUCGCGCCACUGGUGGUCUCGCUCUGCGGCCUGUGCUUUGGCAUCGCCCUGGUGGACACCGCGCUGCUGCCCACGCUCGCCUUCCUGGUGGACGUGCGCCACGUCUCGGUGUACGGCAGCGUCUACGCCAUCGCUGACAUCUCCUAUUCCGUGGCCUACGCGCUCGGGCCCAUCGUGGCUGGCCACAUCGUGCACUCUCUGGGCUUUGAGCAGCUCAGCCUUGGCAUGGGCCUGGCCAAUCUGCUCUAUGCGCCGGUCCUGCUGCUCCUGCGGAACGUGGGUCUCCUGACGCGCUCCCGUUCGGAGCGGGACGUGCUGCUGGACGAGCCCCCGCAGGGGCUGUACGAUGCGGUGCGCCUGCGCGAGCGCUCCGUGCCUGCCACCCACGACGGCGAGCCUUGCAGCCCGCCUGGCCCUUUUGAUGGGUGUGAGGACGACUGUAACUACUAUUAUACCCGCAGCUAACAGCCUCACUCCUCCUCUUCCUCCACGCCACCCAUCCUCCUCACUUGGUUCACGGUGGCUGCUCCGGGGCGAGCGCACUGGCCAACUCAGGUUCAGGGCCCGCCUCCUCCAGCGAGUACCCUAGCCCCUCCUCAUUCUUGAUGGGAGAAUCCCCUCUCUCCGUGAUCCUCCUCUCUCUUAUCCAGCGGGGAAGGGCGGGGUUGGGGGCACCGAGGCAUGAGUCAAGAUUGCGCUUCUGGCCGAGGUGAAGACUGUGGAGCCAUCACCUCGGAGCUCCCCAGUGCCGGUGCAUCUGUUUUGUCCUUUCUUCUGUUCCUCUCCCAGUGCCAAACGUGGCCUGCUGGCACAGCGGUGCCUCAGGCCCGAGUUAAUAAACCAUGUCUGUCUGAGGAAA
Messenger RNA from Jaculus jaculus (lesser Egyptian jerboa), 2129 nucleotides. It is a transcript of the gene Slc18a3, whose product is annotated as solute carrier family 18 member A3. Lineage: Eukaryota; Metazoa; Chordata; Mammalia; Rodentia; Dipodidae. Gene Ontology annotation, biological process: transmembrane transport; chemical synaptic transmission. Gene Ontology annotation, molecular function: acetylcholine transmembrane transporter activity. Gene Ontology annotation, cellular component: terminal bouton; AP-1 adaptor complex; AP-2 adaptor complex. The transcript has a single exon. The record is from RefSeq and is a predicted model, not a curated record. Bases 128 to 1735 code for a protein of 535 amino acids.